UUAAUUCCACUUUACAAAGGAAAGACUUGCAAAUUAAAUCUGUGUGGAGGUGAAGGGGUGAAGCAGAGCUCUGGCAAAGUAAAUAAACAUUGCCGCAGUACUCACUUCUACUUGCUGAAGGAAAGGCUUUAUGGCUGACGUUGAGACAACUUUCCUUCUGCCCCUGCUGCCCCGCAGAGCCGCUGCUUUCAGCAACAGCCCUGGACUCCUUCCCGCUCAGCUCUCUGCCUUACCCUUGCACCCGUGUACUUACUGCAGCCGGGGUGGCAGCGGGCAUUAGCGCCUCACCCACCCCUAAGGAGUUAACAGGUUUUAUUACACGAUCUGGUUAACAUUCUGGAUAAAAAGGAAACGCACGCCCCUCCUCUCCUUCAGUAUGCUCAUGCACUUAAAUCGCGCUGCUCGUGGGCUGCCUGUGAGCCCCAGGCCGCCUGGCACGCCACGAGUGGCCGGCUGGGCGUGCUCGGGGACGUGGGCGCACCCGUGGGUGCUGCCUCACCCCGCCACCGCUCUGCUUGUGGUGCUGGGACUGCGCACAUGAGCGGCGAGGACGCACUCACGGCUGUGGGGAGCCAGUGCCGGCUGUCACUGCGAGGUGUGGGAGUGAGCUCUGCCACCCCUCCGGGCACGUCGUCGGGCCGCCUCGCACCAUGCCCUCAUUCGACGAAGUGUUGAAGGAAGCAGGGGAAUUUGGACGGUUUCAGAAAAGAGUCUUUUUCCUCCUUUGCCAGACCGGCGUCACUUUUUCCUUCCUAUUUGCCAGCGUGGUUUUCCUGGGGCAGGUGCCGGGCAACUACUGGUGCAGAAUCCCCGGGGCAGCCGAAUUAAGCGAAAGAUGCAACUGGUCACUUGAAGAGGAGCAGAACUUCACCCUGCUGCCCCUGCGCCUGGCAAACCGCUCGGUCAGCGGGCAGUGCGAGCGGCUGGACAUCUCCUGGGAUGCCUCCACCAGCUGUGCCAGCCCUCUUGCCCACCACCCCAAUGUCAGCGCGGGCAGCCUGCGGCUCACAGCCUGCCAGGGCAGCUGGGCGUACCACCAGCCUCACUCGUCCAUCAUCAGCGAGUAUAACCUUGUGUGUGGCCACUCCUGGAUGCUAGAUCUCUCACAGGCUAUCCUCAAUCUGGGGUUUCUGGCUGGUGCAUUCACCCUCGGCUACGCGGCAGACAGUUUGACAGCUGACUCUACUGCUUGCCUUUCUCCUCAGAUCACUGUUAGCAACGCAGAGGUCAGCAACCCCUCCUUUUUGGACCUGGUGAGGACUCCUCAGAUGAGGAGAAACACGCUUAUCCUGAUGUAUGCUUGGUUCACAAGUGCCCUGGUCUACCAAGGGCUUGUCAUGCGCCUAGGAAUUGUCGGAGGAAACCUCUACGUGGACUUCUUCAUUUCAGGAGCUGUUGAGCUGCCUGCUGCUCUCCUAAUUUUAGUGACAAUUGAUCGCUUUGGCCGGCGCCUUCCCUUUGCAAUAAGCAACUUUGUGGCAGGAAUUGCAUGCCUCAUUACUGCCUUCUUGCCAGAAGAUAUCCCAUGGUUCAAAACCACGGUGGCCACGCUGGGAAGGCUGGGCAUCACAAUCGCUUUUGAAAUCGUCUACCUUGUGAACUCCGAGUUGUACCCAACAAUACUGAGAAACUUUGGUGUUUCCCUGUGCUCGAGUUUGUGUGACCUAGGUGGGAUCAUAGCCCCAUUCCUGCUUUUCCGAUUAGCAGCCAUUUGGUUGGAGCUACCUCUAAUUAUUUUCAGUAUUCUUGCAGUUGUCUGUGGGAUCCUAGUAAUGCUUUUACCAGAGACAAAGGGAAUCUCCUUACCAGAGACAGUGGAGGAUGUAGAGCAGCUAUCAAGUCCUUAUGGUAAAUGUGGCAAGAAAAGGAAACAUCGGGACACCAACUCUUAUAUUUGAUCUUUGAAGGACAGCACCGAACAAAGAAUCAUGUUCCCACACUGGGAAUUUAUUCUCCACUUGCUGCCACUUUGAAGUCUGCUGCAGAGUGUGGAUAAAAAUACAUGUUCUUCUUCUAAGUGUAAUGACAUUCAGAACAAGCAGUGUAUUUUUCUGUAAAUAUGGAAUAAAUUUGUUUUUUCUAAGUGCUGUUUCCAGAAAGGGAAUAUUCUUUGGUUUAGAUAGAACAGAUCUGCUUAAAAAGAUGCACUGUCUAGCUCAGUGAGCUCUUAUUUAUUUCUUUGUAUAUUUGAGCCAUUUGUUUAUUUCUAUUGUUAGCAUACACCCUUAGGUGAGGACAGUUGGAAAUGGUAAGAUUUGGAUGACUUUGGGGAAGAGAGGAUGACUAUUUGAGCCCAUUCUCCUUCACCCUUGGAGAAUCUGGACAGACAAGAGAUGAUGUCUUGUGAGGGAGGGUGCUGGUCAGGGCAGCCCUUUCUCAGGUCAGGAGGGAUUGGACCAGGAGAUCCUCACCCCAGUCUGCUUCUCUCUCCCAGCGACACUCUGUGACAAAAGCCCUGCCCAUUGAAGGUCUUUCUUAAAUGUGGCAGCACUUCUCUUCCUCCUCUCCUUUUAUGUAGCUGUCACAGGGCAUUAGCUCUGCAGGUCAGAUCAUCCAACUGCCCAUCACCGCCUCCUCCCGGGCCCUGCUGGGGUCUGUGUACCAGACAUGCUGAUUUUUUUCUGUUCUAAACUACACUCUCUGCCCAUUCCUGCAAACCAAAUCACCUCACUCUGACAAGGGCCAAGAUGACUUCCAGAGCUGCUCUUCUCCACAUCAUUGGCCAUCUUUUUGCCUUGGGGAUAAGUUAUUUGGGAUGCUGACAGAGAUGUUUAGCUGUCUUGAGAAAAUGAGCAGGGACAAGACAAGAGGUUUGGUUAUGGAGGGAAGUGUUAACUGGACCCAGUUGUUUGAAGCUGACCUGUAGCUAAAGUGUUUGGAUCUGUGGCUCUGCAAGCAGACAGCUGGCACACCCUGCCUUUGUUUUGGUCUCUGUGAGCUUCUCCACCAAAUGCUGGGUCCUGGCCAGAGCCAGACAGUCAAUACACACCUUAUGGUUAAGGACUUGAGAGUGGCAUCCAAAUGAUAUACUGUUAAUAAUGAAGCCCAAAUUCACACAGACACAGAAGGAUUCUCCAUCUUACAAAAUUUACCUGUUAUGGGUAAGAAUUAGCACAGGAGCCAUUACUGAAUAUAAGCUUAUCCUGAAUUUAGACCUCCUGUUGCCAUUCAUUGCUAUUGUAUUGAAGUCAUAACACACACACAGCCUUUUUUCUGAUGUUCUCUACAUAAUGAUUUUUUAUAAAAUAAAUAAAUUUAAACUUCUGACACUGUUCCUAGUUAGUUUACAUGCAGGGGUAUUUUACCUGUAUUCUCUUCCAAGCAACAUAUGGUGCUAUGCAAAACAAAGCGCAAGGAGCUUGAAGGUUGUGAAAAGGGUAGUAGUAACCUGUUAGCGCAACCAGGUGAUGACGGGGUUACACAGCCAUGGGUGAGUGGCAAACAUCGCCAGCUUUAGUUGUCUUGCAUGUGAUAGAUACAUCAUUCUAGAGGCUCAAUGAAUGAUGUGAUCUGCAUAGCCGCCAACAGAUUGCCUUACCAAUGCCAAAGACACUAGUUCAACAUAAACACAGGAACCCAGGAACUAACUUCGUCCUGUCUGCAAAAAGUUUCCUUAGACCAACAAACACGUGAAUAUGAUUUUUGGUCCAAAUGUGUCCCUGCCCCCAAAUUUCCCUUCAUCUAGUAAUGAAGUAACUUCAUUCAACUAGUAACUUCAUCUAGUUUCUACAAGUGGUUAGUAGUAAGUACAGUUAGUGAUAAGUGGUGAUAUAUAUUGCCAUUGACACUCUCAUAGAAGGAAAAGAUCACAGUUUACAUGUUUUAAAGAGUUAUCAUUUAGGUGGGUUUUGUAUAAUCUCUCAGGCAUGUCUGGGCAUUUCUAGCCAGACUAUAAUCUCCCAUUAUAGGCUAUGGAGAAAACAACAACAACAACAACAACAACAACAAACCUGCUAGAAUGCAAACCAUCUCCUCCAUGGGCACUUGUUCUUGGGGAAACUGUGGAAAAUGUGAAUGCAUUUCUAGGGGGACAACAUGAUUCACAUGUUAACAGAAGCAACUUAUUGGACAACCAAAAAUCAGUUCUUUUUACAACAUCUGUUUUGGGAGAAAAAUCACUUUUUGGACAACUGAGAACAGACAAUAGAUGAAGAACAAAGGAAAAAUAAUAAAUGUAAAAUGAAACAUAAAAUCCCCACAAUAGAAGGAGAGGUAAAUUCUGAAAUGCUUCAUGGUUCAGAAAUUUGUCAUUGCUUGGCAGAGAGAUGAGGAGGGCUUUUUUCCCUAGUGUAUAUAAUUGCACAUGUAUAUUCAGCAGAUCAGCACUGAAUUUUGGGGGUCUUUUCUGGUCUUUUCUUUCAAACAUCAUGAAGAAAUUUGCCAUUACAGCACCACAUAGAAGUAGCUGUAUUUAGAGAUGUUGCUCUAUGGGCACAGAUUUCACUUCCUGUAACCACAAGCCCGUAUACUUCCUUUUCUUUUAGAGAAAAAA
Oxyura jamaicensis (ruddy duck) is the source of this 4492-nucleotide messenger RNA. It is a transcript of the gene SLC22A3, whose product is annotated as solute carrier family 22 member 3. The record is from RefSeq and is a predicted model, not a curated record. Gene Ontology annotation, cellular component: membrane. The coding region runs from base 651 to 1898 and encodes 415 amino acids. NCBI's taxonomy places the organism in Eukaryota, Metazoa, Chordata, Aves, Anseriformes, Anatidae. The transcript is spliced from 8 exons. Gene Ontology annotation, biological process: transmembrane transport. Gene Ontology annotation, molecular function: transmembrane transporter activity.